AUGAGCGUAUACUGUGACGAGGAUUUGUUUCUGGCAAUCUUUGGUAUGGUACGGCCAACAUUAACACCUGCUGCAAGAAUGACGAACACUGCUAAUGAAAUUUGUGCCGUCAUGGAUGCAUUGAAGCUUGAUGAGAUUGCAAGUUAUUUCGACCAAGAUGGCGACGAAAUCGACCCCUAUGUUGUUUGUGAGGGAGUUUCCGUUGAUGCGUUCAAUGAGUAUGUUGGAGAGGGUGAAGGACUGCGGAUUGCGCUUCGAUUUCUCGCCCUCCAUGAUGGACGUAUUGUGAUUGUCGACCUUCCAACGACAGUGCAUGAGAGCACUGCAAGAUCUUUCGAGAAAGUGUUUAAUCUUGCAUCAGGAAAUGCUCUUGAGGUUGCAAGUCGUGGCUCGAUGACGGCGAGUAUAGCUGCGCUUCCAAACAAGGAGGCUGAUGCGACAUUUGGACCGACGAAAAUUACGCUCAACCGAACACCGGCACCAGCACCUCGCACCGUUACUGAUUGGGUCACGCUGGCAGUGGAGGUUGGAAGAUCUCAGACGUGGACAAGUCUGUUGGAAGCUGCCGAGUGGUGGUGCAAUUCCAGUGGAAUCCAGUAUAUCCUUCUCUUGAAAAUCAGUCCUCAAGGUGUUCGGAUGCGAUACGCGCUUUAUGAUAUUGCCGUACUUGGCAUUCUACCAGCGCCAACUGCAAGUGGAACGGUUUAUCGACGCACCAGAGAUCAACCUGCUGUCGAUGUCUUCUUCGAUAUGCGCCAAAUUUUAUCGAUUCCCCCGAAUGCAGCUCUUCCACCAGGCGUGAGCCCAACAGCUCGUGUCGAUCUGCGCACCGUCAUGAAUCUUGUAAUCGCUAGUCUUGACUAA
This is a messenger RNA of Plasmopara halstedii, 864 nucleotides long. RefSeq lists its product as uncharacterized. The transcript has a single exon. The coding region runs from base 1 to 864 and encodes 287 amino acids. The record is from RefSeq and is a predicted model, not a curated record. NCBI's taxonomy places the organism in Eukaryota, Oomycota, Peronosporomycetes, Peronosporales, Peronosporaceae.